Molecule: messenger RNA, 7114 nt
Organism: Pangasianodon hypophthalmus (striped catfish)
Lineage: Eukaryota; Metazoa; Chordata; Actinopteri; Siluriformes; Pangasiidae
Gene: kntc1
Product: kinetochore associated 1
Exons: 61
Coding region: 284-6970 (2228 amino acids)
Biological process (GO): mitotic spindle assembly checkpoint signaling; mitotic sister chromatid segregation; protein localization to kinetochore involved in kinetochore assembly
Cellular component (GO): cytoplasm; RZZ complex; kinetochore microtubule
Molecular function (GO): small GTPase binding
Source: RefSeq, a predicted model, not a curated record
UGUACAUGGCGCCAAGUGUGAGAUUGUUAUGGAGUUUGCUCGGAGAGAACAGUGAUUACAUCUAUCAGGAUUAUAUUUACAGUGCAUUCCUGCGAAUAAAAGUGGAAUAUUUUGGUAGUUGUAGUUGUAAUGUAUGUUUAUGAGGGCGUUGAACAGCAUUAAAGCGUUAAGCGUGUUGUGUUUGUUGGGAAAUACAGUGUUAGAGAGACAGUGUGGAAAAGCGCCGGAGCUGAAGUGCGCCAUUUUAGCGGUUUAAGGCUGAGAGCUGUGUGUGUUUACUGUCAUGUGGAAUAAUGUUGAGCUGCUGCUCAGUGAGGACUCGAGCACCGUGCGGCUGUGCGGGGAGCAGGAGCCCGCCAGCGCCUUGUACCAGGUGGACACUCUGCUGAAAAUCUCCGCCUCGGAAAAGGUACCGUCUGACUCCAGGAUCUACGCCUUCAGUAAUGCGAAUUGCUGCGUCGUUGUGGCUGACAGCACCGUGGUCCUCUUUGACCCCAGUUUCCAGACCGUUCUGCAUCACCUGUAUUUCGAUACGUUAGUGGACGCCGUGAGUGUCUGUCCUCAGGGACAGUUCUUGUUCGUCGGUGAGAGAAACGGCAGUCUUCAUAUUAUAUACAUCCCUCUGAAGAAGACCAUCCUGAGUAAAAAUCUACAGCAGCAUCCAUCAAAUGGUCACGAAACAACCUACAAGAGCCUCAUACUUCACGAAGCACAGAGCUCUCCAGGAUUAUACCAUCUUUUUGUCAUUGUUCGCUAUGGAUUCUUGCACGUGUCCAAUCUUGCACUGGAGAAGACGCAGAAAGCGAUUGAAAAUAUGGACCUCAGUGCCUUAAAUGAGAUCCAAGCUAACAUUCACAUGGACUUCUGCUCCACUAAAGAGAUCAGUAAAGAGGGCUGUAUCUCAGCAGCGCUGGCCGGCUUCGGCAGCGAGGUCCACCUCAUGAUCGGGGCUCAUGGUGAAACUAGUAUUUCGCAAUGGCGCCUGGAGCUUGAUCAGAGGACGCUGUCGCUGGGCAACGUCCUGGACUCAACCUUAAUGCCAGGUGUGAGGAAGAUUCAAGUGAUGGACAAUUUGAUGUACGUGCUGAAUGAAGAGGACAUGCUGAGUUUGUGGGACACUCGCUCGCUGGUCAUGCUGUGUUGCUGGCCUGAUCUCCACAUCCUCGACUUCCUCCUGAUCACAGAAGGAGACUCGGCAUCCAUUGGGACACAAGAGGGCACCAGCAUGAAGAUCAUGACUUUGACUGCAGCCGAGAACAAGCCUCAUCUGAGGAAGCUUCUGGUUCAGUCCCUUCCUACCAUGGAGGUUCUUUACUCACUCGAGGUCUCGGGUGUGUCAUCACUGGUACAGAAUGCCAUUAGUAUGGAUGUCCUGUAUUUGCUGGAAGGCGUUUCAGAUAACUCAACAAGCAGUGCUGAGGGAUCAGCCUUGGGUUUAGUCCUGAGAUGCUUCACAGAGGCUCUUCCAGAGAACAGGUUGAAUAGACUUCUCUACAAACACAAGUUUGAAGAAGCUGAGAAGUUUGCGAUAGCCUUUGAGCUUGAUGUUGAGCUGGUGUAUAAGGUGAAGUUGGACUUUGUGAUGGAAAAGUUGGCUUUAGUAUCACUCAAUGAUCACGGUCAUGAAGUGGGGACGAAGCUUGUUGAGGAAGCCAAAACGAACCUGAUGAAGAUUAUGGACGAGCAGUACGUGGUGCAGUACUGCCUCAACGCUUUCUGGCCCACACUCGCUACAGCUGAAGAGAUGCUGAACUACGCCGCCAAUCGCUUCCCAUCGUCCCACAUCCAGUCAGCUCUGGCCAAACUCGCCACCUUCUGCGGCCUCUACGGUUCAGACAAGUUUAAUGGUGUGUCCUGGAUCGAGUUCCUGAACAGCAGAGAUUACCUGAAAGAGAUACUCGCACUUCUGAGAGAAGGGAACCUCAGCAGGGCGCAGUACCUGUGGCUCCGACAUGAGGCUGAGUUUGUGGGAGAGUUUAAUGAGAAAUCCAUGCAGGUGUUGUUGAGCUCCAUCCCGUCAGACAUCCCGUCUCAGGAGCUCUGUAUCUGGUUAAAGGGUGUGGUGGUGCCCUUCAUGUGGAGAGUGCUGCCUAAAGGACAGAGAAUCCUGGCUAAAUGGCUGGAGCUGCGAGCAAGAGAUCUGGAGUUAACAGAGAAGAAUGGCUGGCCUCAGAAUGGACUGAUGCUCGCUGAACUCGGCCUGCCAUCCUUCUGGAUGUCCACAAAUCUGGUUGAGGACUAUAACACAGAGGAGGUGGAGCAUCUUAAGUCACUGGUGGCAAACCUACGCCACCUCUGUGACCUCUACACCAAAUACAACUGCCGUCUCUCACUGUCCGACUUCGAGAUGGGAAGUACCCGUAGCAUGGCGUUUCUGAUGCUGGAUAAAGUGCUCGCGCCGGAGCUGAUCGCAGGUGUGGUUGAGAGCAGCGUGAGACCGUACGCUCUGGAGCACAGACUGGACAUCGAUCGCAUCCUCUUAGAUUACAUUAAGGACUUGCUGGAUUGCUGCAGUUCUCAGAUCACGUCUCUGUUCACUGAGUGGGAAGCCAAAGCAGUGGCUCUGGUUCACUGUAUGACUGACACUAAUCUGGUGAUGGACGCUGUCCUCGAGAUCAUGUACAAGGCUGUGGUUCCCUGGAAUGACACAAUAGAGAAGCUUGUUCAACAGCAUCUGGGAAAAGAGCACCCCAAACAGGAGCUUUUAAAAGAGAGUUAUCGUUUAAUGGAGAUGAAGAAACUUCUGCGGUGUUACGGAAUUCGCAACUUAACGCUCUCUAACUCCAGAGAGACAAUGAUGCUUGUAAGACAUAUUCUGAAACAGGACCUGGCCACUUCACUGGAAGAUUCUCUUAAACUCGCUGAAACCUAUAAGCUCAACUCAUCUGAAAUCUACUACAUCUACUGCAUUCAGCGUUUGGAAAAGAAUGAGAGGGACAGGUGUAUAGCCGGGCUGAAAAAGCUGCCGCCUGCAGAGGCAGAACUCGUAAUUGAGCGACUGGCCAGCUGGGCGAGACUCCAACUGCAGAACAAGGAGCAGUUCCCUGAGCUUAAGAAACUACAGAUGCAAGUCGCCCAGACGAUGGUAGAGGCACUGAAGUAUCUGCAGAGCAUUCAGAGAGAUGAUGCCCUAAAGAGAAUGGGGUGUGAGAACAACUUAAAAAUGUUCACAGCCAUUGCUCACUUGCAGGAGGACUUUGACAUCUUCCUGACCCCUGAGGAGUAUGAUGAUCCAGCAGUGAGGAGGCAGUUCAAUCAGCAGCUCAUCACUGCGUACGAGAACACGCGAGCGUGGCGUCAUUCGAGGAAGAAACACCCGGACAAGGCUAACGCUAAAGAGCCAGACAGCAAGGCCAAAGCGGCAGUCGCUAAUGACCCCGAUGGCAAAACAAGAACGCUGUCCACUGAGGCUGGACUUCAUCGUCUGGCCAGACACCUUGAGAGGACUGAGCAGGAGCUGUGGGCAGACCUGGCAGAUCGGGCUUUAGAAGCUGGGAAUGUAGAGAAAGCCCUUAAAAUCCUCAGCGAGCUCUACCAGCACCAUCCUAACUCAAGCACAGGCCGAGUGCUGUUCAGCACGGCACAGCGUCUCUGUCAGAUGCUGGAGGACAACGUCCCUAUGGUGCUGCCCGAAAGAGUGAAUCUCCCAGCUCUCAUCCACAAACUGGCCUGUCAGGCCAUCACCAUCUGCCACGCCGAUCUGCUGCUUGACUGUUUGGAAUUGUGUAAAAGCACCAGAGACGCUGCCGACGUGUACCGCCAGUGUCAGAUUGAUGACUACGGCUUUGUUGUAAAGGAUGCUGUACUGAGUGGUGAGGAAGACGCCUACACGGAGACCAGCGUUCAGGACGUGUUUAAUGAGGACGGCAUCGUGCUGGACCCGGUCUCAGUGCUCCCAGUGCAGUAUAAGAUCACCACCAGUCUUCUGCCGCUCGCAGAUUCAACAUUUUAUCCUCUGGGUUGCUCGUGCUUGUCAUAUUGUGCUCUACAGGAAGACACUGACUAUGUUCGGCCGUUGUUGGGCCCCAUGGCCACCAUGCUGCAGAGUCUGCAGGAGUGCAGUCAGCUGGAACUGGCCCUGAGGCUGCUGCUGGAGUCAUACGGCAGCAUUUUACAGCACUUCGUCUCCAACAACAUGGACCUCAGUUUGAGCAUGAAACUUCAUAGUAACAGUCGGUUAGCCCGAGAUAAGCAGACUCUGGAGGCGAUCGAGAAGACGGCUCUCUCUUCUAUCAACAUGGUUGUGGUGUCUUUAUUACAUAAGGUCCUGAACUGGCGGGUGGUGGACUGUGACUUGGCCAUUGGCCUUUGCACUGUUCUGGGCAAAUCUGACGUUCUGGACAUUCUGUGGAAAAUAAUUACCAAUGCUUGGCAAAACUAUGACAAGAUCAUGGCUGUGGCGAUGGUCGGAGCCCAUUUCUGCACGCUUUAUAACGACCAGCAAGAGAAGAAGAACUUCCUGUCUGUCAUCACAGAUGCAGAGUGGGGUAUUAAGCUUGGAAAAUUUGGGGUUUCUAUUCAGUCUGUGUUUAGACAGUGUUCGGAGAGCAAGAGGAAUCUGAUUCCUGUACUUGUAAAGAACAGAAACAUGACUGCUGAGAUCUUACAAGAUUACUGCAGAACGUACGGGCUGGACAGUGACUCUGCGCUUAAUCUCUACAUCACCACGCUGCUGCUGCAGGAGAAAGCAGAUCAUAAGCACUGUGAAGUCGGAGCCGGGGAUUCGGGACUGGCCGAAGGGGACGAGGGUGCAGAAGUAGGGAAUGAGGAUGUAUUGGAACACGUUCUACGGAUCGUUCCUCAGCUGAGCUCCACUGCAGACCUGGUCAUCAGUCUGCACACAGCACUCACGAAGCUGAGUCCGUACAACUAUGAGCGAAUUGAGAGGGUCCUGAAAACCAUUCAGACUGCAGAUGAAAGCACUACUGUUUUACCGCUCAACCAGAUGAUGGGAUUGCUCCAGCACCUGAAGUCCCACAGGCGGACUUCUCCUCCCACUGACGUGGAGAGCACGUACCUUCUGGAGAACUCUCUGGAGUCGAAUCCUCUCGCCAACACUCGCUUGCCUUUCCACCUCCUCCUCCAGACUCACCUCUACUUCUGGAAGAUGAUUUCUCCUGAGCUGAAUGAGGAGACGUUACCCACCCUGCUGCUCAUAUCCAAACUCAUGAAGGUUAACCUGGAUAAGCUUUACAUCCUGACAGUGAACCAUGUGUUCAAGAACAAGCUGAUGCCUUUGCUGCUGGACCAGACGAAGCGCUCGCAGGCUCACGGCCCCAGCAGAGACACAAACGCUGUGAUUCAGAACAUAUUUAAACACGCUCUCUGCAUUCAGAACCUGGAACUGGCUGCAGCGACCAUGCACAAAAUCGCUCAGGAUCUUCCUGCAGGGACAGAGAAAACCAUGUUUUUGAAAUUCAGCUUGGAUCUCGUACACAAAUUGCUGAAGUCUGAUACUCUACAGGAGGAGCUACGGACGAGGGGAGAGAUGUUCACCUCGAAGCUGCAGCUGCAGUACCAGCGGUCAGCCACGGAGAACGCUCUCAUGACCUUUCAGCUGGACUGCCCCGAGCUGCUGAAACUCACAGGACUGCCCGGCCGUCUCAUUGUGGCUCUGUUCGAGCACAGCUCAGUGGUGGAGCGCAUGAAGAGUCCUGCUGGACAGACCUACCCUGACAUUCACGCAGUGGCUAAAGAGAUUGCAUCCAUUAACGGUGUUGACCUUCUCAAGAUCCGUAAUAUCCUCCUAGAGAAGUGGCUUUGCAAAACAGGGCAGACAAAUGGCAAGGACGUCCAGUACCAGGACUCUGUGACUGAUCUUACUGAGGAUCCUGAUCUCAUGAGAGUGGUGUAUUUGCUGCAGCUGCACCCUAUGGAUAUGAGGGCACGUCUCCUCAGUCCCAUCCUGAGUGCAGAGAAAUGGCUGUUGGGAGGAUCAGGUCUCAGACUGACCUUUGAGCACCGCAGCCGUGCUCUGCUCUGCCUCAUUCACGUUGCAGACUCGGCCACGCUGGAGGCUCUGUCUCACACACCCAGAGAUAAAGUCAAGUACUACCUGAAGUGCUACGUGUACCUCUCUCAACUGGAGGCCCUCAACAUUCCCUACAACCUGGAAAGGUUUCUCAGUAGCCCUAAAGAGGGAAUGAUUAAGGGCUUAUGGAAGAACCACAGCAACGAACCUCAGGCUGUGCGUCUAGUAGCAGAUUUGUGUUUGGAGUACGAGGUGUACGAUACACAGCUAUGGAGCGGCGUGUUACAGAAACUACUGGUGUUUAAUAUGAUCAGCUACUUGCAGAAGAUUCUGGAAACUCUCCGAGCAGUGCCCAGCCUUUUAGAGGUUCCAAGUUUCUCCAGAACCUGGCGCAGUGUGAUUCUAGCCCCUUUUAUGACGGCAUCUCUUCCUCUGAGUCCACAUCAACAAGCCACUUUCUAUAAGACAUUUGUUCUUCUGCUAAAAUGUCCAUUUCUGUUGAAUCUGGAUCUCAUUGGCAUUGCCAAGCGCUUUGCCCAGUUUAACUUGAUGGCCUAUUCUCUCGGCACGCUCCUACUCAUCCCCUGCUCCAAAAAGAGGGAACAACAAAUCCAGACCUUGCUGUUGUCCUGUAAUCCAACGGUCAUCCUGGAUCAGCUGGUGGAAAGUAUGAGCACGGGAGAACUAGCAGGCUUUCCUUCUCAGAUCAGGGACACCGUGCUGACGUUCCUCUUUAAAAACGGCCGCUACCAGUGCUUGAUGAAAAGCGAGCACUUUCGGCCCCUCAUGAAGCACUUGGUCUUAAAGGCUCAGUCUGAUCAGGUGGAGGAGAUGGUUAACUACCUGAACAAUAACAACAGGAGGGAAGAGGCCAUAGGUCUCGCUCAGGAAUACAUGAGAUACACUGAGCUGAAAGGGGGAGAAAGGAGCGCAGAGAGCCCUGUUUGUUCUGACCCCAUUAAGGAAUUUUUGGCACAAACAGUGGAAUCCCGGGGUUGACACCAGUCACUGUAACUUAUCUAAUAUGAAAGCCAAACAAUAUAUUUGCACUUUUUAUAUAGAAAAGACUGUUAUAUAAAUGUAUGUUGGUCUGAUCCUGUUUGCAUUGUAUUCCCACAUCAGUAUAAAUAUCAAUGAAAAGUA